Messenger RNA from Diospyros lotus (date-plum), 1198 nucleotides. Its product is annotated as large ribosomal RNA subunit accumulation protein YCED homolog 2, chloroplastic. The transcript has 7 exons. Lineage: Eukaryota; Viridiplantae; Streptophyta; Magnoliopsida; Ericales; Ebenaceae. Bases 319 to 894 code for a protein of 191 amino acids. The record is from RefSeq and is a predicted model, not a curated record.
GGGGGAUAGAUGGCAGCAAGAAACCUGAACCCAAUUCAUAGUGUUGCUGUUGCAUGCAAAGCAGGGGCCAAACCACUCAAGCUGCCAUUUUGGGCAUCCACCACAACCAGAGCUUCCUUCAGAAAAAAUGAUAUCUCACUGCACAGAAUAGUGGGUGGUUAGAGGAGAGCAUGCCUUCCAUGAUAAUAUUCGAAAGCAAAUUGCAGGCAGCAGGCCAGCAGAAAGUUCUAUCAUUAACAACUACAGUGGAUUACAUUUAUAGACAUCUCUGGUGUUACCUUCUUGACUAAUGAUUUUCUCCUCUAAACAACCCCAUGUAUGAUCAUCAAGAUUGCUAGGAAAAACUCCCGGAAUCCGCGCCGUCUGGUCACAAUUCCGACAUCGUCGGACGGGAGAUGGCAUGGGAAAUGGACUUGCGAUUACCUUUUUACUCUCCAAGAAUUGCAGCUACAAGAUUUGGCUGAAGAUGAAGCCCAAAGGGAUGCUCAGGUUUCUGUCACCCUCUCCAUCCAAAAGCAUGCUGGCUUUGGCCUUUCAGUGGAUGGAAAGGUAACCACAUCCUUCACCAGAAAGUGUUGUUGCUGCUCUUCCCCAUUCUGCAGAGAGAUCAAUGCCAACUUCAACGUUUGGGUUCUGCCAUCAGGCAGGCACAAUGGCACCACUCAACUCCCUGAAAUUGGAGGCGAUGAUCAAGUGAUCUAUGUGAAACCUGGUUACGAAGCUGAUCUUGAUUCACUAGUGCAAGACACCGUUAGGCUUGCUACCUCAGUAAAGGAGACUUGUUCAGAUUCGUGUGAGAAAUCUCAACCAAGGAUGCAAUAUCUUGGUGAACAGAAGGCUGCUUCUAUUGAUGGGAGAUGGUCAAGACUGUUGGAACUGAGGAAUGCCUGUUAAGCAAUAUACAUAUAUGCAACACAAGUGAUUACCUAGAAACAGUUGAGGAAUGUGACCAUCCUAUAAAUUGAGGGACCUAGGUGAGACAAUGAAAUGGAGAGAGGCCUUGUUAUUUUCUUAAGUUCGAAUCCUUAGAAGACAACCUUCAGGCCAGGUUCUCUGCAACCAGUUGAAAAUUGACUAGGAAUGAAAGCUUUUUACAGGAGCAGUUAUCAUGGAUUCUAGAUGAAAUAUGCAAGCUAUGAUCUAACUGACCUCACCUAGGUGGAUUAAAGUUUUGGUAUGUUAUUGUUGGAAUUUUACA